Molecule: messenger RNA, 3109 nt
Organism: Puntigrus tetrazona (Sumatra barb)
Lineage: Eukaryota; Metazoa; Chordata; Actinopteri; Cypriniformes; Cyprinidae
Product: cytochrome P450 1B1-like
Exons: 1
Coding region: 533-2107 (524 amino acids)
Molecular function (GO): oxidoreductase activity, acting on paired donors, with incorporation or reduction of molecular oxygen; monooxygenase activity; heme binding
Source: RefSeq, a predicted model, not a curated record
AGUUCAUCACUAUAUGGUGACUGGCACGAAGCGCAAGAGUUGUGCACAGUUGAGUUUUAUGCAAACGACGAUCAGAAGUGCCCCGCACAGUGCGCGUGCAAAUGAAACAAAGAUGAUUUACGCACUAUUUUCAGACGUUUUCCCGGUGAACAGAACCGGCUGCGCGCUCGGAUCUCCGCGUUCGGCUGCAGCCAGCUCGGAGCUCAGUCUCUGCGGCUUCCACAAUGGGAGGAGUGAGACUAUCAUCGGGUCCUGCCCCCUGUGCUGCAAACAUAUAUAAAAGACAUGGAUCCAUCCAAGCGGCUCACAAAACCCUGUCAGCUUAACCUGGAAAAUCAAACAGAGUAGAACACUCUAAAUCAGUGCAUGCAGGCUGAUUAAAACAGGCUGUACUUGCAACCGUUUGCAUUGACUUUGCAUGCAAAAAGAAGAAAUGGAUUCGUUAUUAUUUUAAAUGGAUGCUUAUAUUUCACUCUGCCAAUAGCAUUAUUUGAACACAAUCUCGUCAGAAGAAUAAAAGCGUAUCUGAAGAAUGGCUCUGACUGAAGCUGAGUUUGAGAGCGGCAGCAUCAUGAAGGAAUGGGGCGGACAGGUUCAGCCGGCUUUGAUAGCAUCCUUCGUCAUCCUCUUCUUCCUGGAGGCCUGUCUUUGGGUCCGAAAUCUCACGAUCAAGAAAAGGCUCCCAGGCCCGUUCGCCUGGCCCUUGGUGGGCAACGCCAUGCAGCUGGGGCAAAUGCCUCACAUCACCUUCUCCAAGCUGGCAAAGAAGUACGGAAACGUCUACCAGAUCCGACUGGGGCGAAGCGACAUCGUGGUUCUGAACGGACACGAGGCCAUACGCAAGGCGCUCAUCGAGCACAGCACCGAAUUUGCCGGGAGGCCGAACUUUGUGUCCUUUCAGAUGAUUUCCGGCGGCCGGAGCAUGGUGUUCAGCAGUUACAGCAAACAGUGGAAGGUGCAUCGGAAAAUAGCGCAAUCGACCUUGAGAGCGUUCUCGUUGGCCAACACUCAAACCAAGCAGACGUUCGAGCAGCACGUUAUAGGCGAAGCCAUGGACCUGGUCCAGAAGUUCCUACGGCUCAGCGCCGACGGACGACACUUCAAUCCUUCGCAUGAAUUCACCGUCGCAGCAGCGAACGUAAUCUGCGCGCUCUGCUUUGGGAAACGCUACGGCCGCGACGAUCCCGAGUUCAGGACUCUUCUGAGGAGAGUAGAAAGGUUCGGCGAAACCGUCGGCGCUGGAAGCCUGGUGGACGUCAUGCCCUGGCUGCAGUCGUUUCCCAAUCCGGUCCGAAGCGUUUAUCAAAACUUCAAGCUCAUCAACGAAGAGUUCUUCGCUUACGUGAAGGACAAAGUGGUGCAGCAUAGAGACACGUACAACCCUGAGGUCACCCGUGACAUUAGCGAUGCAAUCAUUGGCGUAAUUGAGCACGGGAAAGAGAACAUGCUGACUAAAGACUUUGUUGAGUCUACAGUCACUGAUUUAAUCGGUGCGGGACAGGACACCAUGUCAACAGUCAUGCAAUGGAUAAUUCUGCUUUUAGUAAAAUACCCUUCAAUCCAAAGCAAACUGCAAGAGCAGAUCGAUAAAGUAGUAGGUCGUGACAGACUCCCAUCGAUUGAAGACAAGAGCGACCUGGCCUACCUGGACGCCUUCAUCUACGAAACCAUGCGCUACACCAGCUUCGUCCCCGUCACCAUCCCGCACUCCACCACCUCAGACGUCACCAUCGAAGGUCUCCACAUCCCGAAAGACACCGUGGUGUUCAUCAACCAGUGGUCGGUCAACCACGACCCCCAGAAGUGGCAGGACCCUCACAUCUUCAACCCGUCGAGAUUCCUGGACGAGGCCGGAGCUCUGGAUAAAGACCUGACCAACAGCGUGAUGAUCUUCUCGACAGGUAAGAGGAGAUGCAUUGGUGCGCAGAUUGCCAAAGUGGAGGUCUUUCUGUUCUCCGCCAUCCUCUUGCACCAGUGCUCGUUUGAGAGCAACCCGUCUCAGGAUCUCUCCAUGGACUGCUCGUAUGGUUUAACACUGAAGCCCCUCGAAUACACAAUCUCGGCGAAGCUCAGAGGGAAACUUUUUGGCCUGGUAUCGCCGGCAUGAGUGUAAAUAAAUAACCAGCUUGUUAUUGUGACUAAAGGCCAGCAGAGACUGAACGUAUUACAAAUGUAUUCCACAUAAUGAGUAUUAGUAAAGCUGCACUGAAUGCUGUUUAGUAAAUGUAUAUUUAAUAUUAUCUAAUAUUUAUACACGUUUGCAAUGAUUCAAUGAACUGAUUUAUUCACAUCCAUAGAAUAUUUUGUCAGGUAACUGAAGAGAUUUUUAACGGUAAUGUUUUAAUUGCUUUAUGAAACAUCAUCUAUGCUUCAAAAUAGCGUUAGAAGGACUGCGAUAUGAAAUGUUUAUAGUCCAAUGCUAAGCCACUAUCACUGUAGACAUAUCAGUUAUUAUGUAAUAUUAUGCAAUUGUUUGUAGAUUGUGUUGAGUCAUGUUAAUGGGCAGCAGCUGUUGGAGUACUUUUACUUCCUUUGAGCUCGACUCAGAUUUGGCAUCGCAGUGCAUUUGAUUAUUCUUGCAUUAAACUGUAUAACAAUGUGAUUAUGUACUUCAGGUUUUUUUUAAAGUAUUAGGCAUUUAGGCAUUUAUUUAUACCAUUAUACUUUUUUUAAUAUGAAUUCUAUUCUUUAUAAAAUGCAUAUAAAUUUGAGAUUCAUUUGUUAAAAUUAGAGUAGUUUGCAGUCAACGCUUUUGCAGUGUCUUUUCUAUUGCUCAGCAAAUCUCAAAAUGAAUUCUGGACGAGCUUUCAGCUUUCAGCUCAUUAUGUCAUUUGGAAGGUUCUCCGACAUGCACAAAAAAAUCCUCAAAAUCAUGCAUGAACCCAGCGGAAUAAAUUAGAGCUACUAUCUCAAGAUGUACUCCUAUAUAGCAUCGCAUUUAUUAUGAUCUACACUGAAUGUUUUGCAAGCUCUGUAACUAAUACAGCUUUUUUUUUUUUAAAUAUUGUUUUUUUUAUUUUUCAGGUAUUGUUUUAAAUAUUUGUUAUUUUUAUUAUUGGAAAAUAAGCUAUAAGUGGAAUAAAUAAAGUGCUGUUCUACAACCCGUGAA